Molecule: messenger RNA, 2248 nt
Organism: Xiphophorus couchianus (Monterrey platyfish)
Lineage: Eukaryota; Metazoa; Chordata; Actinopteri; Cyprinodontiformes; Poeciliidae
Gene: gfral
Product: GDNF family receptor alpha like
Exons: 9
Biological process (GO): nervous system development
Cellular component (GO): external side of plasma membrane; signaling receptor complex
Molecular function (GO): signaling receptor activity
Source: RefSeq, a predicted model, not a curated record
UCAGAAUGUUGCAUCUUUGCAUCUGUUUUGGGAUUACAAGUAGAGGCUGUAAUAAAUGUGUUACAUCAUGUUGACUCUGUGGGUGGUGAAUCACUGCUUCAGCUGGAACUCCACGGAGAGGGACAGAUCAGGCUCAGGGAGGAAUCAGUCGUCAUCACAGCAGCCAAUAUGCAGUUGUUACAUCUGGAUGUUGGUCUUAUUCUUGGAAUUACUUUUAUGGAGAUAUCCAGUUUCAGCUUCUCAUCUCCAGCUUCUGGGGUUUUGGCUUCAGUGGAGACCUGCAUGUCAGACUUAUGCAGCUGUGAGAGGGCACUUGUCGCUGGCAACUGUGAGGAUGACAGGUGCCAAAUAAAAGAUUCAAAGAACUGUAACUUGACCAUCCAGGCUGCACUGGACCAAUUUCCAUCCCUGCAAGGGUGUGUGUGUACAUGGGAGGAGGAGCUCUGUGACUCCAUACAAGUACUGGCCACACAAUGCCUGAAAAAGCCAGCAAUUCAGCAGAGGAAGAUCACACCGACUGACUGGAAAUCCAGUAAUUUAGCAGACAAUGAUGUGCUUCUUGCAGUGCAUGAAGGCUCUGGAUCCUGUGUGGACCGCAUUGGUCGUUGUGUGAGUGAGUCUGUUUGCAACAGGCAUCUCACACCUGUUCUUCAAGCCUGCAUGGCUGAUCAGUGUGACAAUGAAAGGUGUCGGCGGGAAAUUCAACAGUUCUACGGAGGCAUGCCUCAACAGUCUGCCGAGAUGCUGGUGUUGUGUGAGUGUGAUGACUCAGAUCAAAGCUGUUUGCUCAUGAAAUCCGGGCUGCAGAGUGGGGCUUGUGGAGUUGAGACAAGGAUCUGCCAAGAAAGGCUCACUCAGUGUGGCCAAGACAGCAACUGCAGGUACCUCUUGAAAACACUCCAAGACAAAUGUUGGAACCAUGAAGAAAUCAUAUGCAGUGAAAGAAAUCUCCAAGAAAAUGAAUGUUUUACAUUAAAGGAUCCAGCUCUUAUCCUUGGCACAAAUUCUGAAUGCAGAAAGGCCUUCUUAGCUACUUUGGGCACAGUGCUUCAUCAUCCUUGCACAUGCAAAGGUGUGCAGAGCAAUCAUCUACGAAUGUGCAACAUGAUUCUUGAAGUAUUUCACAAUAGACUACACUUUAUAAAACUGGUGAAAAGCAGCAGCGGCCCUUCCAAACCACCUGAAAUCAACGAAUCUGAGCAGGCUCACAUGUGGUCAUAUGGUUACCUCUUGUAUGCUUUUUCAGCUCUCUUCCUUGCUGGAGUUGUCAUAAUAUCACCUCUGGUUUUUCUCAGUAAGAUGUGGUUGAAAAGGAGAGAUCAGAUAAAACUUAACCAUCAAAAAAAGGUGAAUAGUCAUUUUAUAAUAUAACAUCCCUUUUAUGACUAUUUUUUAGUUUCAUAUUUUAUGUGGUUCAGAUUCUCAAAGGUUUUUCUUCCCUUGUAUAUUUAUCAUUUUAUAAUAAGUUAUGGAACAUUAGGUUUGAAGGUUUUAGGCAUUUAGAAGAGGUGCUACCAGUUUAAAUAAGCAGAUGGGUUCACACAAAGUUAAUUAAACUGAAAGAACAUUUUCUGUGACCUGAAGUUGGUUCUCAAUGACAGUGAUUUCUGAGGACUUCUUUAUUAGCAACUGUAUCUGUCACUACUCCUUUCGGUUUUAAAUAGAUAGUUUUAUCUGGAGGUAGCUGCCUGGUGGAAGUUAUUAUGUUGCAAAACAAAUUCCCUACUCAAAGUAUCACAUCCUGGAGUCAUUCAGUGCCUUGCAAAACUAUUUACACCUUCCUGAACUUUUCCCCUCACUUAAUAUUAACAAAUAGUAUGUAAUAAUGAAAUAUAAGAAAAUGCAUUCUCAAGAUUUUUUAAUUUAUUGCCCAAAUUUUGUAAAACAAAAUAUGUCAUUCUCUUUAUCUACUCCUUAAUUACAAAAUUCUGUUUAGAAGUUUUUGAACAUUGCUUUUAAUCUAUAUUUCUGGUGUUAAAAAUGUGAAGUGAAUGUGCUGCAGCUGCAGGGAUUUACAAAAGUUGUUCUUGUAGCCCCAAGAUCAACUUUAUGUCCUCUGGUGCAGUAUUUACAGAGGUUAAUAAAAGUUUCACAGCCCCUUAGCCUAUAAUAAAUAUACACGUCAUUUCAAAAAAAUUCUGACUAAGAAAGUAACUUGAUAUGAUUCAAGGUUAUUUUCAAUAAGUGCAUGUAUCAAUAUCUAAUCAAAGGACUGGAUUAUUACUUUGUUUGCUUAUUAGAUUUUAGU